Molecule: messenger RNA, 2126 nt
Organism: Astyanax mexicanus (Mexican tetra)
Lineage: Eukaryota; Metazoa; Chordata; Actinopteri; Characiformes; Acestrorhamphidae
Gene: ca4c
Product: carbonic anhydrase IV c
Exons: 8
Coding region: 54-968 (304 amino acids)
Cellular component (GO): plasma membrane
Molecular function (GO): zinc ion binding; carbonate dehydratase activity
Source: RefSeq, a predicted model, not a curated record
UUACAGGUGCACUUGUGUCCUGCAUGGCUUUUUGGUUCUGAGGUUCAGCAGUCAUGAGCUCCACUCUUCUCAUUUCUUGCCUUCUCUUGGCUCCAUAUCUCUGCUCUGGUCAGUGGUGCUACGAGAGUCAGAACACAUGUGAUGAUAAAUGCAAAGGUCCCAGGCAGUGGGUUUCAGAUUUUCCAGCUUGUGGAGGACAGCGCCAGUCACCAAUUAAUAUCAUCACACGCAAGGUCCAGUACGACCCCAGCCUGACCCCUAUCAUGUUUGAGGGUUACACUGAAGUAAUGAAUAUUACUGUGACAAAUGUUGGAUAUGCUGCUGCCUUUUCUCUCCCUCCCUCUGUCCGGAUCUCUGGCGGGGGGCUGCCCGGCAAAUACAAGGCCCUUCAGUUUCACCUGCACUGGGGAUCAGACUGUGGGCCAGGGUCAGAACACACUGUGGACGGAGAGCAAUACCCCAUGGAGGUUCAUAUUGUUCAUAUAAAAGAGGAAUACAGCACCCUGAAGGAAGCCAUGAAUGACUCAGUGGGAGUAGCAGCUCUUGGCUUCUUCUUCGAGGUGUCACCAAGAGAAAACAAACAGCUGAAUAAAAUUAUUGAUGCUUUAGGAAGAGUUCGCUACAAUGGGAACAGCACUGAUAUCAGAGGGUUCCAGCUUGGUGACCUGUUGAUCUCGUUGGAGAACUUUUCUGGUUAUUACCGUUAUGCUGGUUCACUGACCACACCAAGCUGUGACGAGGCCAUCAUCUGGACCCUCUUCAAACAGCCCAUCCCUGUGAGCCAAGAUCAGCUGAACAUAAUAAUCAGACAGAUGCUUUUCUCAACGGGAAAGCCCAUGAUUGACAUCUUCCGUCCAGUGCUGAAUCUAAAUGGCCGAACUGUGUACACAUCUCAUGCAUGUCCCUGUGUGUUAUUAAGUCUAAUCACACUGUUAUUAUGCCUCAUAUUUGUAUUUGAACUGAUAUAGUGAUGCAAUGAAUAUUUACAUUGUAGGGAUGCACCAAAGUUAAAAUUUCCAUCAAAAACAGAAACUGAACAAAGUUACCAAUUGGCUGAAAUAGCAAAAAUAAAAAUAUAAAAAAACACAAUUUUCAUCACUGAAUAACUAACUACCAUAGUCUACAUAGUCUGAGAAAUAAACAAAACUAACACUUGAUUUAUUUGUAUUCAACAAUUUAACAUCCCAGGCACACAAACGCAUUAAAUUUACCUCAGAAGUGCCCUUCUAAUCAUUAGCACUGCUGUCACACAUUUAGCUUAGCUUGCAAUUUUAGUCAUAAAUUUACCUCAGUAGUGCUACUCAAGUCACAUGUGAGUAAAAUUUACAAAGAAAGGCAGUUAGACAUUCUGCAAACAAACAAAUGCUAAGGCUAAGUUAGCUCACCUAACGUUACUAUCUUUCAGCUGAAAAACAGCAAGUUUGUGAAGAGGUUGGAAACUCAGUAAACUCAUAACAAGCAUGUUAAGAGAUACUGAACAAUUUAGUUUUCAUUACAUUUAGUUAGUGUAAGUAGAGUGUAAAAAUGAACAUAAACCUGCACUUUGCUGGCUCUCCCUACCCACUCAGUUUACAGCAGUUGGGGGAGGAGUGGGGUGGAGUGUGGGCCUACUGUUAAUGCAUAAAUAUCUUAACAUUUCAGAAAAUUGCAAUAUGACAUAAAAUAAACAAAUGAGUUUUCUUUUACAAUAUCUUCGGUUGGCAAAUUUCAGUGCAUCCCUAUUAGAUAGUGUAUUAAGUUUACAAAAUGUGUAGUCAGUUUUCAAACAAAUAGCAAUACAUGUACAUACCUGGGUAAAGAAUAGCAAAAAUGGGCCUUAUUAAACAAAAAAAGAAAAAGUUUAUUCUUUGCUGUCAAUGUGUAGCCUAAGAGUAGGAUUUUUUUUUGCUGUGGUUCACCACAGAAACACGUAAAAGCUGUGAUAUGUCCUAAAACUCGUAACAGCACCAGAGGAUGUUUCUGCAAAAAAAUAUUGUACUUAAAUAUGACAGUGCUUUGAUUUAGAUUGAUUUAUCAGAGAUUAUUUUUUUUGUAAUGUGUUAUCAACAGGUAGCAUAGGAGAAUCUGCAAAAGUGCUCAUAUGAUAUUUUAUGUUUACAAUAUCAUCAAUUAUUACAAGAAAUGAG